CAUAGUUUUUAUAAAACAAUCAAAAUAUUAGCUCUCCUAAUAUGAAGAACAGCCUCCUUGGACCACUUGUUCUUCUCAUUUUCAUAAGCAUAAAGGCAUCUGCUUCGAGACAUUACAUUGUCUUCAACCAUGGUUUGACUUGGAAUGAAGCACACGAUUUCUGCAAGAGCCAUUACACCAAUUUGGCCACCUUCCUCACCCAGUCAGAGGUGGAGAGUUUGGACUUGAAAGAAUAUCUGGUGUGGAUCGGCCUAUACAAAUAUCAUUCCUACUGGUGGACAUGGUCUAGUGAACAUACAUAUAUUUAUCGUUAUUCAAACUGGAGAUGGAAGGAUCUACGCAUGUGGGGAUCUUGUGCUGCUGUUAACUUCAGAGACAAAAUAUUUCACAUACAAAAUUGUCAAACUCGUCUGAUGUUUGUCUGUCAGCGUGAUGAUGCAUACACAUUUGUAACAGAAGCAAAGACUUGGCUUGAGGCGCGUGAGUACUGUAGGCUUCAGCAUGGUGAUUUAGCCCGCUUCCAAACUUCCAGUAUGAACGACAUAUUCACUGAGUUGGACUUUCCUCGCUGGACUGGACUGCAGAGAGCAGAAUUGAGCUCGCAUGCAUACUAUGUAAACUGGACGGAAACUGGGCUAAGUGGAGAAGGUGACUGUGUGAGCAUCUUCUCACUGACCAAGCUGAUGGAGACAAAGUUAUGUGAUGCUCGUCUUCCCUUCAUCUGUUUCUGGGAUGGAAAUAUUAAUUUGGUACUGGUAAAGGAGAACAAGAGCUGGGAGGAGGCCCUGGAACACUGCCGAAGCCUGAAUGAUAUUGGCCUUCGCUUUGAUCUAGUCAGUGUGGAGUCUGAAGACGAUUAUGUGAACAUGAUGAGCAAGGUCAUGGAAGCCAACACAGAUGAGGUGUGGACCGGUCUGCGUUUCCUGGGUGAUGAAUGGCUGUGGGUGAAUGGGGGAAAUACAUCAAACAUUGAGCUGCCUCAGUGUCCAACCCAGGAGCAGCGCUGUGGUGCAUUAUCAAAAAACAGAAGUGGCAGUGUAGAGGCCAGAGACUGUUCAGAGCAGAAAAACUUCCUCUGUUACAGUUUCGACGCUUAAUGUCAUUGUUGUCAUCACAGCAGAAUGG
This is a messenger RNA of Cyprinodon tularosa, 1125 nucleotides long. Its product is annotated as putative C-type lectin domain family 20 member A. The transcript has 5 exons. Bases 42 to 1097 code for a protein of 351 amino acids. NCBI's taxonomy places the organism in Eukaryota, Metazoa, Chordata, Actinopteri, Cyprinodontiformes, Cyprinodontidae. The record is from RefSeq and is a predicted model, not a curated record.